Molecule: messenger RNA, 822 nt
Organism: Lasiosphaeria miniovina
Lineage: Eukaryota; Fungi; Ascomycota; Sordariomycetes; Sordariales; Lasiosphaeriaceae
Product: nucleophile aminohydrolase
Exons: 2
Coding region: 1-822 (273 amino acids)
Cellular component (GO): proteasome core complex
Molecular function (GO): threonine-type endopeptidase activity
Source: RefSeq, a predicted model, not a curated record
AUGCCGGGCUUUGACUUCUCAAACUACAACCGCAAUGCCGCGCUACACGCCCGGGGCGUUCCCCUGCCCAAGGCGACGAGCACAGGAACAACCAUUGUGGGGUGCAUAUUCGAGGGUGGUGUAGUCAUCGCGGCCGACACGCGAGCGACAUCGGGGCCCAUCGUGGCGGACAAGAACUGCGAGAAGCUGCAUUACAUCUCGCCCAACAUCUGGUGCGCGGGAGCGGGCACGGCGGCCGACACCGAGUUCACGACGGCGCUGAUCAGCUCGCAGCUGGAGCUGCACUCGCUGUCGACGGGCCGCAAGCCGCGCGUCGUGACAUGCAUGACGAUGCUGAAGCAGCACCUGUUCCGGUACCAAGGCCACAUUGGAGCCUACCUGGUGGUGGCGGGCGUCGACCCCACGGGAACGCACCUGUUCACGGUGCACGCCCACGGGUCCACGGACAAGCUGCCCUACGUGACCAUGGGCUCGGGUUCGCUGGCCGCCAUGUCCGUCUUCGAGACACAGUGGAAGCCCCAGCUCACCCAGGAUGAAGCCGUGGCCCUGUGCAGCGAGGCCAUUCAGUCGGGUAUCUUCAAUGACUUGGGCUCAGGCAGCAACGUCGACGUGGCGAUCAUCACCGAUAAGAAGACGACGCUCAAGCGCAACUACAUCAAGCCCAACGAGCGUGUCCCGAAGCUCAAGAGCUACAUCUUCAAGCGGGGCACCACAGCCGUCUUGAACGAGAAGAUUAUUCGGAAAGAAGAUCUCGGCAACUUUGUUAGCGUGCACGAGCUUGCGGUGGAGGAGACCGGAGACAAGAUGGAGGUAGAUGCUUAG